AUGCUGGCGUUGCCAGUGAAGAAGAAGUAUCGUCUGAACCUGAACUCUGACCUCCCUGAAGAUAUAACUCUGAAUAUUCUAUGUAGGUUGCCGGUUAAGUCUUUGAUUCGAUUCAGCUGUGUAUCCAAACGGUGGCGUAGCAUCAUAGUUUCCGACCCACAAUUCGGAAAAGACCACCUCAAACUAGCAUCUGAGAAGGGAACCAUCACUAGGAGACUCUUCCUCACUGAACACGGUUUAGAUGAUGAAGAAAUCCCCGAACUCGGUGUGCCCUAUCAAUUCAAAUCUUUAGAAACCUCGUUUGGAGAUGAUUCUCUGGUCAGAAAUCUCACCAUCCCACCCGAGGAGCAUGGCAAAGUGCUUUCAUGCAACGGUUUGGUAGCUCUAGGUAGUUUUUCGAAAGGUUGGUCAAUUUGGAACCCAUCGACUAGGUUCCACCGCAAAAUACCUGCUCCAGAUUAUUCACUAGUAAAGAAAAAGAGGUCAUGCCCCUGGAGAGAAGACUAUGAUUUUACUAAUGUGUUGGUUGGUUUUGGUUAUGCCUCAUCCAUUGAUGACUACAAACUAAUUGUUUUAGUAUCCCCCAUUGAUGAUGAAUCUAGUCCAUGGAUGAGAGCUGGUACUUCUUCAUCUAACGUCCUCAACAUCUUCAUAUUCUCUAUGAGAGCUAACUCAUGGAAACUCAGGGAAGCUUCUCGCUGGCCAGCCCGGGGUUACAGUCCUAGGUGCGUAUAUGGAACUCUUUCAAAUGAAGCAGUUCAUUGGGCUAACCACCAUAGAGAAUAUAACUAUGACAUCUACAUAAAUCUAAACAGACCGCAGGUUGAAGAGUUUGAUGUCUGUGCUUUCGAUUUGGGGAAUGAGGAGUUACGUAAUGUGCCUGUUCCGGAUUGUUUUAACCAUGAUAUUGCUAGACAUGGCGAUCGAACAAUGCAGACUGUUGAUCAUGCAGGAGGGUGCCUUUGCCUUUGGUCCGAGACUUAUCAUGGGGAAAUCGAAUUGUGGAUUAUGAGAGAUUAUGGGGUGUGUAAUUCAUGGAUGAAUCUUUUUAAAUUUAGGAAGUCUGCUUUUUGGGAUGUUCUUGGAGGAGUUCCUAUUUGGGAGCCAAGUUUGGUUAUGGAAAGUAGAAAUUAUGAUCGAGCUUGA
This is a messenger RNA of Fragaria vesca subsp. vesca, 1146 nucleotides long. Its product is annotated as F-box/kelch-repeat protein At3g06240-like. Bases 1 to 1146 code for a protein of 381 amino acids. Lineage: Eukaryota; Viridiplantae; Streptophyta; Magnoliopsida; Rosales; Rosaceae. The transcript has a single exon. Gene Ontology annotation, molecular function: protein binding. The record is from RefSeq and is a predicted model, not a curated record.